ACAGCAGCCGACAAAAGGAGAUCUUUCCUUUAAAACGCUGCGGUAACGUCGCUAGUUGAAAAUGUUCAGACUACCUCGGAAGGGGUCCAACAUCCACCACGGCUCAGUGUUCGGAUAAGAACAACUAGUAGUAAACAAGAACCUCGAAAUUGGACGCGACUCGAAUAGAACCGCGCUUUUUUUGAGGCUUUGUUUUGUUGUUGUUGACCUUACGCGCUGUCAAACCAAGUCACGGUAAGGCAAACUUGAAAACUUCGAACUAACACGUUCACUCAACAGCAAGUACGUUGGAGCAAGUUUUUUUUUUCCCCAGUAACUGGAAACCACUAAAUGUCGACGAGGGGAAGCUUCGCGGGUCCGACUAUGAGCCCCAGCCUGAGCCCGAUGAACGUUGGACUGGCUGCCGGCUUGAGGAUGCCCGGGAUGCCGCCAACUGCGGCGGGUUACCCCCGCUCCUUGAGCGGCGCACCGCAGUACAUGCAGCGUCCCGGGAUGCCACUCGGCAGAGUUGGGGGCCCAAUGGGUUCAAUGGGGGGGCACCAUCCCGGUCCCUCAUACGGCAGCAUGCCCAUGCGGCCCACCAUGGGGCCCCCGGCAACCCUGGACGCCUCGCGCAAGCGUUUAUUUCAUCACCACCACCACCAGCAGCAGCAGCAAGAGGCGCUGGGAGGCCACCGGCGCGGGUAUGGACUGAAGAAGGCAAAAAGACGCAAGAUGGCUGACAAGGUUCUCCCACAGAGAAUCCGCGACUUGGUGCCAGAGUCUCAGGCCUACAUGGACCUCUUGGCCUUUGAGAGGAAACUGGAUCAGACCAUCGCCCGUAAGCGCAUGGAGAUACAGGAAGCUAUAAAGAAGCCCAUUAUGCAAAAGCGCAAGCUGAGGAUCUACAUCUCCAACACGUUCACCCCGUGCAAGCCCGAGGGCGAGGAGACGGAGAAGGUGUCCUCCUGGGAAUUGCGAGUGGAGGGAAAACUUCUGGAAGAACCUGGCAAGCAGAAGAGGAAGUUCUCAUCUUUCUUCAAGAGCCUGGUGAUCGAGCUCGAUAAGGAGCUCUACGGACCCGACAACCAUUUGGUGGAGUGGCACCGAAUGCCCACCACUCAGGAGACGGACGGUUUCCAGGUCAAAAGGCCCGGCGACGUCAACGUCAAAUGCACCCUGCUGCUCAUGCUCGACCACCAGCCGCCGCAGUACAAACUGGAUCUGCGGCUGGCUCGGCUGCUGGGCGUGCACACGCAGACACGGGCCAGCAUCAUGCAGGCUCUUUGGCUCUACAUCAAGAACAACAAGCUGCAAGACAGCCACGAGAAGGAGUACAUCAACUGCAAUCACUAUUUCAGAAAGAUAUUUGGCUGCAAUCGCAUGAGGUUCUCUGAGAUUCCCAUGAAACUGGCCGGGCUGCUCCAGCACCCCGACCCCAUCGUCAUCAAUCAUAUGAUCAGUGUGGACCCCACUGAUCAGAAGAAGACGGCUUGCUAUGACAUCGACGUGGAGGUGGACGACCCGCUCAAGAGCCAAAUGAGCAGCUUCUUGUCAUCCACCACCAACCAGCAGGAAAUCACCGCAUUGGAGACCAAGAUCCACGAGACCAUCGAGUACAUCAACCAGCUGAAGACCGAGAGAGACUUCAUGUUGAGCUUCAGCAAUAAUCCUCAGGACUUCAUCCAGGACUGGCUCAAAUCUCAAUGCCGAGAUCUGAAGGUGAUGACAGAUGUGACCGGAAAUCCAGAAGAGGAGAGGAGGACUGAAUUCUACCAGGCACCGUGGAUGCCAGAAGCAGUCGGCAGAUACGUGUACUCCAAAGUGCAGCAGAGAAGACAAGAGCUGGAGCAGGUUCUUGGGAUCAGGCUCACCUAAAGAGUGAGCGAGUUGUCAUAACUAAGAUUGAGUCCAAAUUCAAAUGUUUACAUGCCUUUCUGACAUUCCUUAAAUCAAGUAUCAUUUGCCCAUUUGUUAAAAAUGCUUUUUUUUUUUUUUAGAUCGUUUGUCAUUUUGAGCCGUUGACUCGUUUCGCAUCUUUUGAAAUGAUUGUUUAUGGUACUGUGUUUCUUAGCGGCAUGCUGCGUUCCAAAUGGUGUCUGUUUACCUCUCAUUAUUUGCAAGCCAUAUCUUGUUGAUCAAACAAAAUCAUUUAAAAGCAUUCCAAAAUGUAUACACAAAGGUAUAUUUUUAUUCAGAGAAUUGUGAAUAUAUAUACUACUUUUCUUAGAGGGUUUUUUUAACCUUAAACUUCCUGAAUGUUUUUGGAGUUACUGAAAAGUUUCAUCUUAGGUUCAUUUUACUUCAUUGCAUGAACCGGCUCAUCAUUGAAAUGCUUUUUUUUGUUGCACCGGGAUCGCUUUCACUUCCUUCAACAUUCCAUGUUCGCAGAUGUGCCAAAACUCUUUAGAAUUUAAUGUUGGCGUACUUUUUGUAAGGCUUUAAAAAAAAUGUGCAUGUUAUUUUCAGUUCGAGCCAAGUUCUUUAUCUUUUAUACAUGUGGGGAAUUUUUU
Molecule: messenger RNA, 2492 nt
Organism: Hippocampus zosterae (dwarf seahorse)
Lineage: Eukaryota; Metazoa; Chordata; Actinopteri; Syngnathiformes; Syngnathidae
Gene: smarcd2
Product: SWI/SNF related, matrix associated, actin dependent regulator of chromatin, subfamily d, member 2
Exons: 13
Coding region: 331-1857 (508 amino acids)
Biological process (GO): regulation of transcription by RNA polymerase II
Cellular component (GO): nucleus; SWI/SNF complex
Source: RefSeq, a predicted model, not a curated record